UCCCUACCUCCUAUUUGACUCUUUUGUUCCCUUCUCCAUUAAGAUUCCUCACCGCUAUUCUCUUAUCUCAAAAAUCGCAACCGAACGAACUCUGUUUCUCUCUCGGUAUUUACGGACACCAGUUGAAAAUGCCGAGUCGCUGUGAGAUCUUCUGCGAGAUACUCAUCGCAAUCUUGCUCCCUCCUUUGGGCGUUUGUUUCCGCCACGGUUGUUGCAGCGUUGAGUUCUGCAUUUGUUUGCUCCUGACUAUUCUAGGUUACAUUCCCGGAAUCAUCUAUGCUCUCUAUGCCAUCGUGUUUGUGGAUCGCGAUCAGUACUUCGACGAGUACAGGCGUCCCCUCUACGCCCCCGCCUAGUCGCGUUCGCUCGCAUGCUCGCCCUUAUGUGGAGUUCUGUAUUGGCUUCCAUCUGUGUCUGCUAUGUUAUAUGUUCAUGGACGAAUUUGCCCUUUAUAUACCAUUUUUGUUUGACAUCAUGAUCUGUACUGUAUAAAACAGCACCAACUCAUGCCUAGCUAGUUGCUCUUCAUCUCUUUGCCUCUCAUCUUGUGUACACUUUAAGUUGAUGAUAUUCAAUUCUUUUAACAUGUAAGCCUCUCUAUUUGCCCUUAGUUUCCCACCUUUUUGCCGAGAAGAGCCUCUGCAUACAUACGGUCUGCAUGUGUUUGCACACACAUCUGCAUUUGAUUCAGAUGUUACCAAUUUAUGUUUGAUUUGUUUCAUUUGGGAAAAUUUAUUCAGAUCACAUGAUGAAGCAGAACUAUCAGAUGGAUUUUUCAGGUGAUUGAUUAUAUAAACAAACUAAUGGAAACUUCAGCCAAGGAUGUAAAUGAUGGCAACCGGUUCUUGGUUGAGGCUACAGUUAAACUUGUGUAAGAUGUAAAUGAUGGCAACCCAUUAGCUUUUCUUCAUAAUUGUUCCUUCAUAAGAACAGGGCAAUAUUUUUUAACACGAAGGUUUUUGUUAA
Molecule: messenger RNA, 966 nt
Organism: Juglans regia (Persian walnut)
Lineage: Eukaryota; Viridiplantae; Streptophyta; Magnoliopsida; Fagales; Juglandaceae
Product: UPF0057 membrane protein At4g30660-like
Exons: 3
Coding region: 129-356 (75 amino acids)
Cellular component (GO): membrane
Source: RefSeq, a predicted model, not a curated record